UUCAUUUUCCAGACAUCGCUACAUCCUGUUGCAUACUAUAAAAUCAUGAGUUGAAACUUCCACGUUUCAGUUUCAUCACAGAAGCCGAACCAUGGGUUUCAGAGUGAAACCAGCAUUCGUGCUUCUUGCGCUUUGCGUCGUCUGCUCGCUGCAAACAACCAAAGGCAGGGAUGACGGGGAUGAUGAAGAGAAUAAGGGUCUGGCUAGCGGAGGAGAAAAGGUAGGUGCACGCCCGGCCCCAAUGAUGGAAAGCGCUGCCGUGAAUAAAAAACCUAACAAAGGCCAAAAAAAGCCACAGCAGCAGCAGCUAGGCGGACAGGCAGCUCAGAAAGCUAAAGCGAGUAAUUCCGCUGGAUCCAACCAAGGAGCAGGCAGUGCACAGCUAAAAAAUAAAUCGAAAGGCAAGAAGAAGGCACAAAACGCUAACGUGAAGGGACGACAAGGAUCUCAAUCGACGCCCUCUGACCCAAAUUAUCCAAAUUAUGCAUACGACUAUCCUGUUGACUCCGGUGUCAAUGGAGGUGGUGGAGGAGGAGGUGGAGGAGGAGGAGGAGGAGGAGGUGGUGGUGGCGGUCCUGGAGGUCGUGGUCGUCCCGGAAAACAUGGUGGACAAGGCGGCUCCUCGGAGGGAAAUUAA
Messenger RNA from Cloeon dipterum, 637 nucleotides. RefSeq lists its product as uncharacterized. The transcript has 3 exons. NCBI's taxonomy places the organism in Eukaryota, Metazoa, Arthropoda, Insecta, Ephemeroptera, Baetidae. Bases 92 to 637 code for a protein of 181 amino acids. The record is from RefSeq and is a predicted model, not a curated record.